AUGACUGCGCAAAGUCCCCAAGAGGACAUCAAAAUUGUAUAUGAAAAUACGUGUUACAGUCUUCCCCUUCCGCAACGCUCUUUUUUCUAUGACGAGACUAUCGGCAUCAACACAAAGCGAGUCAAAACGAUUCACUUGAUAUUGGCGUUGUGCCUUAACAUCGGGACGGAGUCUCCCGAUCAAGUCCGACAGAAGGAUGCGGCUUCCAAAGAGUGUUGGACAGAGACUGCUGGGAAGACAAAUCGGAAGUUGGUGUAUGACAUAGCGGCCAAUCUUUCUGACCAAUACCGGUCAUGGCAAAAUGGGUCGAAAAUAGAACCUUGUUGUGAUCCAACAUAUGAAGACGUCAGAAGACUGUGUUUGACCUUUCGACGAAUGGCAGAUUCAGAUCGAAUUCUCUUUCAUUAUAAUGGACAUGGCGUUCCUCUCCCGACUCUGAAUGGCGAGAUUUGGUUCUUCGAUAAAGAGUUCACUCAAUACAUCCCUUUACAAAUUUAUGAGUUGUUACAAACACUCGGCGCACCAAGUAUUUACAUUUUCGAUUGUAAUUGUGCAGGGAGGAUUAUCACGUGGUGUAAGAAGUAUUCACAAAGCAAACAAAAAAAAUCAAAGAAAAACACAGACCAAUUCAUGUUCUUGGCAUCGUGCCAAGACGACGAAAUGCUGCCAACUAAUCCCUUUUAUCCAGCAGACUUGUUUACAUCGUGUCUCACAACUCCACUCAGAGUCGCAGUGCUCUUUUAUAUCCAAAAUUCACUGUUAAUGAAUUGGGACCCACAAAUCAUCGACAGAAUUCCAGGUGUUCUCAACAAUAGAAGAACUCCUCUCGGAGAGUUGAACUGGAUUUUCACCGCCGUCACCGACUCCAUCGCGUGGAAUGUCCUCCCUCGGUCUUUAUUUUACAAGUUGUUUAGACAGGACUUGUUAAUUGCAUCUUUGUACAGAAACUUCUUUUUGGCGCAGCGUGUGAUGCAGUCUUUGAAGUGCAAACCGAUAUCAUACCCACAAUUGCCCGAUGCUUCCAAUCACUAUUUAUGGGUUGUUUGGGAUCGCGCGCUUGAACUUUGUUUGUUACAAAUCAACAACCAUUGCAGCAGUUUCAACGAUUCGACGUCUUCCUUUUUUGAAGAGCAAUUAGUCGCGUUUGAAGUGUGGCUCCAGUCCGAUUCCAUCGUUAAUUGCACAGCAGAGCAACUUCCUAUUUUGUUACAAGUUCUCUUGUCACAAACACUCAGAGAACGAGCCCUCAAACUCCUUUGUCGAUUCUUAGAUUUAGGGCCAUGGGCUUGUGACCAAGCACUUGAAGUUGGGAUCUUCCCUUAUAUUCUGAAGUUAUUAAGUUCGACGACCUCCGUUGAUUACUUUGAAUUUUUAGUCUUCUGUUGGAUGAAGAUUCUCGUAGUCGACGAGAAGAAGACGUUCCAUCAGAACUUGAUACGAGAGAAUCACCAGCUCUACUUCUUGAACAUAUUGAGGAACAACCAAGGCAAUAUCAAUUCAAACACCAACGAGUACUGCUUCUUUGUGUUAUCUACAUUACUCGAAGACAACACCCCAGUCAAAACAACACUCAUCCAACAAGACAUCUUGUCUAUCAUCACGUUCUACAUGAACAGUGAGAACGUUGAAGUGCGGUCGUGGGCUCUAUUAUGUCUAAGUAAGCUCUGGGAAGGGUGUGUUGAGAUCAAGAUACGCGCAUUCAAAAAAGGUGUCACCGAUUGUGCUAUUAAGAUGCUAAUGGACCCAUCACCCCGUGUUCGAGUCAGUCUGCUGAAUUGUUUGACAACCCUAUUUAGUGAGCCAAUUGCAGACUUGGGAGAGUUCCCGAAGGUAGUUGUGUUGAAUGUCGCUGUUGUCGUCCACGACGCGUGUCCUCGUGUACGAGAGCAUUUGUUGGUGUUAUAUCAGCGCCUUGCUAAAGUACUUGUUGGCUCUGCAAAUGACUUUGACAUCUUCCAACAAACAGUAGAGCGGUGUUUACAAGACCCCGACAUGGACGUGUGCAAUGCGGCCGAGAUCUUGAAUGGGAUUUUAGAAGUGUAUUCUAUGAAGGAUGAGCAGCUGCGGUCUGUGUCUCCCAAAAGGAAAAUUGCGCAAUUAACGAACAUCACAGUCAGAUUAUAUGAAGCUCGGGUGUAUGAGUUAUCGCAACCACUGUUAAAUAAGCAAGUUGAGAUAUCAUCUAAGACGAUGUGGUACCGCCGACAGUACUUAGAAAUGCGGACACAGUUCACAUUAAUUGGGUCUGAAUUUGAGGUGCAUCGAUUGAAGCAAGUGGGCCGUCUUGGGAAUGAAGAGGACAGCUCUUUUAACCCACGUACAAUGCUCUUCCACCCCACUCUUCCUUUGUUAGUUGUUGCUGGGAACAAAGGAUCGACAAUUAAAGUGUAUGACACCAGUGAUGAGAGCGUCGUCAAUAUCUGGAACAAUACAAAUCGUAAUGACAUUAACGUGACUGGUCUUGCGUGGAUCAAUCGCACUGAUAUUCCUUUAUUAGUCACGGGAAGUUCCGAUGGAAGUGUUCGUAUUUGGCGAGAUUGGGAUAACAAUGGGUCGAAUGUGUUAGUCUCGGGGUUCAAAGGAGUGAUGGAGGAGUGUCUACCAGACAUUGGGUGCAAAGUAGUGAGUCUUGGGGAUACCAAAUUACUCACCGCGGGGAAUAGCAUGAUUCGAAUAUGGGACUUAUAUAAAGAGGAAUUGGAAGGAAACAUCCGGAUGAAGUCUUCAGUGACAUGUGUGAAUGAAUACAAUGAGUUUACAGAUCAUAUGUUUGUUGUUGGGAGUGUUAAUGGCAAAGUCACUUUAUUCGAUAUGCGGUGUCAACCACAAGAAAGAGAAGUUAAGACUUGGAAAAUUUCACAUUCACCAGUUAUAGGCGCUUCAAGACCUACAUCAGGAAAUAUUGUGAUUGCUGGGGCUGUUGCGAGAGGAAAUGAUAAGUCAAUUGCUGCACUCAUUGAUAUGAGAACAAGUCAGUUGAGAACAGUCGAGGUCCCCCGUUUAACAAGUUUGGUUGCACAUUCAUCUGCUUCAUACUUUGUUGUUGGUAGUAGUGAGCAAUUUAUUCGAACAUAUAAUAGCGAGACAGCACGACUUAUACAAGAAAUUAAAUAUUAUGACGGGUUCUUUGGUCAUAGAAUUAAUCCAGUGAUCAAUAUGGCGAUUUCUCACUUCGGAUUUGAAACCGCAGUCACAACUACAGACGGCGGCGUUACUCUUUUUGGCUUUGAUUGA
Messenger RNA from Entamoeba invadens IP1, 3234 nucleotides. RefSeq lists its product as hypothetical. Gene Ontology annotation, biological process: positive regulation of protein serine/threonine kinase activity; positive regulation of cell growth; cellular response to starvation. The coding region runs from base 1 to 3234 and encodes 1077 amino acids. Gene Ontology annotation, cellular component: cytoplasm; TORC1 complex. Lineage: Eukaryota; Evosea; Mastigamoebida; Endamoebidae. The transcript is spliced from 3 exons. The record is from RefSeq and is a predicted model, not a curated record. Gene Ontology annotation, molecular function: protein-macromolecule adaptor activity; protein binding.